AUGUCCUGUGUGAGCUGUCGGGAACAGAAGCUGAAGUGUGACCGCUCGCAGCCACGUUGUAGCCGCUGUGCGAGGCGAGACGCCAAAUGUACAUACCCAACUACAAGAAGGCGCCAAGUUGGACCAAGAAGAACCAUCCCAGAGUUAGAAACACGACUAGCGAACAUCGAGAGUAUUGUGAAAAGUUCUCGAGAUGAUAGGCUCGGGCGUGCUUUAAACAAUGAUGAUGUUAUUGCAUCAUUCCCUGAUAAAGACAUCCAUGAUGUCGUUGAUAACACAGAUUCGCCAUUAGAUUGUGAAGCAAAGACGGGGCCAUCGACUCUGCGGUCGGUUAGGAUGAGUCCCUUCGGGCAGGUACCUUAUGGUGGCUUGUUAGACGAUCUGUAUGCUUCUUCGGAUUUGUCACCCAAUCUACGUCCACCAAUGUAUCUGCGAUAUGUUAUCGCAGCUUUAGCAGCAUCAAUAGUGGAAAACUAUCGUAAUCUAGCCUUAACGUUAUAUCAUCAGGCUAGGCUAUGCGUCGAGGAAGAAGAGUUAAAGGACUUUAGGCCUCAGCCUGUAACCCUGGCCCAGGCGCAAUUCUGGUGCUUGAUAUCUAAUUUUGAGGCGCAACAAACGUUUUUCUCCCGGGCCUCAACAAGCCUAAGCCGCUGUCUCAGAAUCGCUCAAAUGCUACGCCUGCACCAACUUGAUGCAGUUGAUGGACAACUACCACCAGGUGUGUCAGAAACGAAGAACUGGCCUGAGCUGGAAGAAGCACGCCGAACGUGGUGGGUCAUCUUUUGCUCCGACCGCUUUGUUUCAGGAUCAACGGGAUGGCCUGCAUUGAUCAACGAUGAUGAUAUAUCUACUUUUCUCCCUGCGUCAGAAGAAGCCUUUGAGAGCGGCGUGGCGGAAUCGACAGGCUUGUUGGGAGACGUGCUGCAGCAAGGCUGUAAAAAGUACUCGUCAUUUGCGGGGAGGGUGCUCGUUGCGCACUUGUUCUAUCAAAGUGCAAAACAUGUUUCGGGCCAUUUGUCGGAUGAGCACUCUGCAGACAUUCGCAAUGGUUCAUUUUGGACACGACACACUAUGAUUGAUAAUGACCUGGCGACUCUAAUAAUGCGUUUGCCGGAAGAUUUGCGGCUUCCGGGGAACCUCCAAUGCCAAAACGCCCUGUUUACAAAUAUCAUGAUUCAUACGGCAAUCAUAUGCCUUAAUAGGGCGGCGAUACGGGAGACGCGACGAUUGGCGCUGCCAUCCUCUCUGUUCAACCGCGGUCAAGCUCGACUGUUAAGCGCGGCGGAAGAGAUUUUUAACAUCUUUCGGGAAAUUACAGAUAUGGACGCUGCAUUCAGUAAUCCACUGCUUGUAUAUUGCGCUUACAUGGCUUCGUCAGUUUAUCUUGACGCGUCCGUUGCCGAAGACAGAAGACAAGCAGGGUUUAACCUGACUUACCUUCUUCACAUCAUGAUAGCUCUCAGUAAAACGAAUGUGAUUGCCAGAUCACUGGCUAUUCAAAUUGCAGAAGACAUGAAGAACAUUGGGCUAGAUUCCUCUGCAAUAGAAACAGUGACAGUGACAAUCCCCGAAUACUGA
Messenger RNA from Trichoderma asperellum CBS 433.97, 1578 nucleotides. NCBI's taxonomy places the organism in Eukaryota, Fungi, Ascomycota, Sordariomycetes, Hypocreales, Hypocreaceae. The record is from RefSeq and is a predicted model, not a curated record.